Messenger RNA from Trichogramma pretiosum, 3533 nucleotides. RefSeq names its product probable serine/threonine-protein kinase DDB_G0282963. The transcript is spliced from 6 exons. NCBI's taxonomy places the organism in Eukaryota, Metazoa, Arthropoda, Insecta, Hymenoptera, Trichogrammatidae. The record is from RefSeq and is a predicted model, not a curated record. Bases 444 to 2951 code for a protein of 835 amino acids. Gene Ontology annotation, molecular function: protein binding. Gene Ontology annotation, cellular component: centriole. Gene Ontology annotation, biological process: centriole replication; centrosome duplication; regulation of cytokinesis.
UACUGAAAAUAUACAGUUUAUUGUGUAUUGUGCGGUGUAUGCUGUGAAUUAAAACUAGCUCUUAAUUUUUUUAAAUUAAAAGAAGAGUGUUUAUUCGUCGUUACUUCUAAUUUUUUAAAUGUAAACAAUCUCUAAUGUAACCCUUCGAUUAAUUGAAAGUAGGAACUAUUUUAAUCGGUUACCUUAUACGAAAUACGAUGCACUUGAACACAAUUUAAUAAAAGUGUAUACGGUUAAAGCAACGGAGUAAAAUAAAUAAUGUAAUAACAGUUUCUUCGUCCAUAAAAAACUUCCAUCGUUGAGCGUUAUGCCGUCCACAGAGGUUAUCGUCCAAAUGCAUGAAAUUCAGAAAUGAUAAUAAAGGAUAAAGGAUAGAUUAAAAAUCUAUUGAUAAAUGGUAAACUUAUUUUGAAAAAAUUUUCUGUCAAUUAACAUUCCUCACAAUGACUUCAUCAAUUUCUACUACUGGUACCAAAUUAUCAGAUAAUCCUCUUUUGCCACCACUUAUAACUAAUGAUAUUGCGGUUGAAAUUCAGUAUUAUAAAAGCUUAGCUAUUGCAGUUGCAGAAAGACUUAAAAUUUUAGAAAAAGCAAAAGAAACUUUGGAAAAGAAUCAAGGCAAGGUGAUCAAAGAUGUUCAUGAUAUAUGCUCUGAAAAUGAAACAAUAAAAAAUUCAUGUCUAGAUAAUAGUACAGUAGAUAAAUCUACUAUACCAUCAAGGGGGACUGAAAAUGAAAUGCUUAUUAAUUUUCCUACUAAAGAUGAAUGGAAAAAUUCAGAUCAAAUUGAUCAUCCUGUAAAUGAAAAGUCAACUAUAAAUUAUUAUAACCAAAAAAUAGUUAUGUAUGAACAAAAAAGAAAACAAGAUAAAUCUAAUUCUAAUCAAGAAAAAGAUUUAACUUAUAAUACUUUUCCUGGGGAUAGUGUUUGUUCUGACACUAUUACAAAUAGUACAGAUUUAAAUCACUAUCUUAACAGUUCCGCUUCAACAAUAACAAACACUACAGAAACUACUCCUGAAAAUGUCAAGCCACAAGUGCCUAAGACUUUAGAUAUUAUUUCAAUACCAUAUGAUCAACAGAAAAUUUUAGAUAAUUCUAAAGCUGAUGGAGAAGUAUCGAAAUUAAUUAGGCAAGGAUCAUAUGUAUUGGAGACACCUAGUCCCAUAUUAUUAGCACACAUGCAAAAUAAUGAACAACCGAAAAAUAAAGAAUAUGAACCAACAUCAUCUCAAACAGCAUUAAAACGUAAAGGUUGGAAUAUCAAUCAAACAAAAAUUGAUUGGGAGUCUCAAUCAGUUUCAGAAGAAUCAAAACUAUCGCGUAUGAACUCUUAUAGUAAAAGUAAAAAAUUUGUUUACAGUUCUAGUCAUAGAGAAUGCAAGUCUGUUUCUAACUCAAAAACUGGAUCGCCUUUGGAUCUUGAUCGAUCAUCCAAGUCUGUUGAUUGCAUUCAAGCAAUGUUUGCAAAAGAAUGUUAUGCUCCAAAGACCAUUAAAAGUAAAGUCACAUCUUCUAAUAGCAGACUUGCAUCUCCAUUAAACAGUAAAAACAGAAAUAAUACUCCUAAAAAAUACAACAAUGCCACACCGAUUUUAAAUAUGGCUAAUAAAUUAUCUAGUUCAAUGGAAAGUUUUAAUAAUGUAAAACGUCAAACCAAACCUGAAAAAAAAAUUAAUAAUGGUGUAAUUGUUAAGAAAAACACUCAGCCUGAAACAGCAACAAAAAAUGGUAUCAGCUCUCAGUCAAUGAAACCAAAACCAGCUGCAAUAUCUGAAAAAAUUAUUUCAGUUUUUAAAGAAAUUCAAGAUACGCAUAGAAAACAAAUGGAUGAAUUAAUGUCUCGUCAACAAAAAGAACAACUUUUAAUGCAAGAUAAUUUUAAGAAACAACAAAUUUUGAUGUUAGCUCAAAUAAGAAAAGCUUUUCCUGAUAUUUCAAUAUCAUCACUAUCCGAUAUAAUUUCACACAAGAGUAUAGAACAUCCAGAUUCUCAAUGUUCAAACGUGAGUAAUAAAAGUAUAGAUUCCAUUUGGCAAAAAAAUUGUGACGACAGACUGCAAAUCAAUGGAUCUAAUGAAAAUCAGAGAAAUAAUUCAAGGAUUGAAAAGUAUCCAACUGUUAAUACUUUUUCAAACAGAAAUAGCUCUGAAACUAUAAUUGAUUAUCAAAGUGACUCAAAUACACUUAACAUUUCUCAGUCCAAUGAAAGCACUUGUCAAACAACUCAAACUCAAACUUCCAAUGAAUAUCUACUUUCUACUCCAUGCAAUCAAUUGAUGGCAUCAAGUGUUAAAACUUUAGAUGAUAUGCCGGUUGGAAAUUUCAUGCACAGAAAUUCUAAUGUGAGUCGGCAGUUAUUUUCUCAUGAUGGGAAAUCUAACUCUGUUGCUAUUUUUGAUAUAUCUAACUAUACAGAGCUUCAUGUCAAAGCAGUAACCAUAAUAAAUUCUUAUGUUAGAGGUUUCUUAGUUCGAAGAUUGAUGAAAACUGAGAAAAUAAUUGCUCUGAAAAAUACUUAUAGAGAAGCAUUACAUUGUAUGUUAAGAUUGCAUGUAGAUGCACCUCUUAACUUGCCUGAACUUAAUUUUCAUCAACGCUUGCAAUUACAGUGUGAUGCUGCAUCAAUGAAAAUUGUUGAUCUAUUUUCUUGUCCUCCAGCUGAAAGAAUGGAAAUUAUUGCUCAUGAUAGAGAACUUAGAAAGGCUCGUUCUGAAAGGCCGAAUUCUGCACAUUCAUAUUCUUUUGCAACUCAACGUACACUUGCAAGAAAAAAACUUAAAGAAAUGGGAAUCAGUCCCAAUGCAAUGAUGACCAGAUCUUGUCCUGUUCGUACAAAAUGCUUAACAUGGACAUGUAAUUCUAAAGAAAAGAAACUUACUACAAGUAUGAUAAAUCAUGGCAUUAAAAGAAGUACAAGCACAGGUACAGUGAGAAGACCAUGGCGAUAAAUCUCACUUUAAAGCUGGUUUAGUGGAAAAUUCAUUAGCAAAUUAUGAUGAUGAAAAUUAUGAGCAAAAAUACCAUUUUUGUGCCUACAGUAUUUUUAAAGCAAGAAAUAAAAUUAAUGUUAUUACUUUUUAUCUUGCAGCGUAAUGAAAUUCGCUUUUAAGAAUGAUUGUAAUUGUAAUAAGUUUGAUGUUUGUGAUAAUUUUCAUGCUAUAAAUCUAGCAUAUAUUUUUUAUUAUUCACUCCUCUUGCUUUCUUGAGAAUUUCAAAUUACUUUUCUUGAAAUACAUUUUUUUAAGUAAUUAUUUUACUACUUAAACAUGCGAUUUUUUAGAAAGAAUUACUUGAACUAAGUAAUGAGUUAUUAAUAUGUGAAUUUCAAAAUGAAACAUAAUUUUAUAUGUAAAAUUACGUCCACUUGAUAAUCCUAGUUUAUAAAUUGAAACGUCCAAAGAUUUAAAAUAAACGUCAUGAUUCAUAUCAUGUAUAAAUCUUUUUAGUGCGCUAAUAAUUAUUUAAACCCUUGUUUCAAAAUCUUACUCAUACUCAAAUUAAAACAACAAGUUCACAGACCAACUUCUAGU